Molecule: messenger RNA, 3152 nt
Organism: Labeo rohita (rohu)
Lineage: Eukaryota; Metazoa; Chordata; Actinopteri; Cypriniformes; Cyprinidae
Gene: neto2b
Product: neuropilin (NRP) and tolloid (TLL)-like 2b
Exons: 10
Coding region: 192-1826 (544 amino acids)
Molecular function (GO): protein binding
Source: RefSeq, a predicted model, not a curated record
UCAGGAGUUUCUGCAAACAUCUCGACGUAUUCAGUGCUUUUUUUUACUGUUUUCAAAUGGAUUUUUUGAAUUUAUUCCAGGAAAGAGAUGCUUCUUUAUUCAUGAAAUCUGUUGCAGUUUGGUCUAACUUCACGUCGUUGAAAAUGUAGACAGCAAACUCAAGACAGCAAAAGUGUUCAGUCAAAGUGGAAAUGCAUGAGGCCUUGGUUCUGCUUAUCCUGAUAGAGGAGGGUUUCGCACUGGCACAGAAAACCCAAGCUUUGCCUCAGAAUGUGGCUGUUGAGGAUAAGAAACCCGCUCACUGUGGAACUUUGGUCCAGACGGCAAAUGGAGGAUCGUUCAGUUCUCCAAACUACCCCAACACUUACCCACCAAACAAGGAGUGUGUGUAUAUACUGGAGGCCCAUCCACGGAAGAGAAUACAACUCAUCUUCAAUGACAUCUACUAUAUCGAGCCAUCCUUUGAAUGCCGCUUUGAUAAUAUUGAAAUCCGUGAUGGGCCGUUUGCUUUCUCUCCGUUGAUUGAUCGGUUCUGCGGGUCAAAGAGUCCAGGAAUUGUCACCUCUUCUGGACGCUUUAUGUGGAUCAGGUUUACCAGCGAUGAGGAGCUGGAAGGUCUGGGCUUCAGGGUGGAGUAUUCAUAUACUGCAGAUCCUGACUUUCAUCUCCAUAUUGGGGGACUCUUGAAUCCCAUACCAGACUGUCAGUUUGAAAUGUCUGGAUCAGAUGGUAUAAUCAGAUCCAGUCAAGUUGAGGAAGAAAACAAGGUGAAAUCAGGGGAAGCAGUUGAUUGUAUUUGGACCAUACGAGCUCCACCGAUGUCUAAGAUCUAUCUCCGCUUUCUGGACUAUCAGUUGGAGAACUCAAAUGAAUGUAAGAAGAACUUUGUUGCAAUCUAUGAAGGCAGUAAUGCCAUUGAAGAUCUGAAGGCCAAGUUCUGCAGCACCGUUGCCAAUGAUAUCACGCUUGACAACGCUGUAGGUGUGGUCCGAAUGUGGGCCGACGAGACCAGCAAACUGAGCCGCUUCCGUAUGCUUUUCACAGUCUUUGCUGAACCUCCGUGUUUGGCCAACACAUUCUUCUGUCACAGCAACAUGUGCAUCAACAACACUCUGGUUUGUAACGGUGUUCAGAACUGUGUGUUUCCCUGGGAUGAGAACAACUGCAAAGAAAAGAAGUCUAAAAGUUUCUUUCAGCAGAUGAGUAAAACUCAUGGCACUGUGAUUGGAGUGGCAUCUGGUGUGGUCUUGCUUCUUCUCAUCAUAUCUGUAUUUAUACAGAUGAAGCAGCCUAGAAAGAAGGUUUUGAGCCGUAAGGGUUUGUUCAGCGCUGCAGAGAUGCAGGAGGUGCUGGAGCCUCCCCAGUACGAGCUGUUCUCCAUGCGGGAAGCGGAGCUCCCGGAGGAUCUGUCGGAGGAGCUGGAGACUCUGCAGAAACUCCGCCGCUCCUCCAGCGUGUCCCGCUGCGUGCACGAGCAUCAUUGUGGUGCUCCAAGCAGCGCCGCCUCCAUCGUCAUGGCGAGCAGAGCGCAUCAUCUCUCGCAGGGCUCUGAUGAGAUGAGCACGGUUCUUGGUGCCAGAGGCUGGGGCAGUUACCACGGACGCAGGAGCAGCUCACGCUCGCAUCCUUUCAUGCACGACCCACACGCUCACGCUUACAGCGCCCAGAGUCUGAGAGAGGCGCUGGAAGAUGAGGAGCUGGGGCUUGAGGGACGGGUGAUGGAGGAGAUCGGGUACAAUGAUUUUAUAACACGUGGACGCAACGUCGUGAUGGUACGUAAUCAUUCCAACCCCGUCCAGCAGCGCUCACUCUCUAUGGACUUCUGAGUGAAGCGGAAGUCAGCUGACACUUUAUUUGACGUGUAAAAAUUCAGUAAUAUAAUUCAUAGCUGUAAAUGUUAACAUUUACCCAAACCUUUUUUAUUAUUUUACUGUUUUAUGUCAGUGUAGGGUUUUUUUUGUUGUUGUCGUUCCCAGUACCUCCUUUGCCCAUCAUUUCAAGCAAAGUCCAGUAUUUUAUAUUGUUGUUAUUCUCUUUCCUUAAAGCUAAAUUCUUAAAAAAAAAAAAAAGAAAAAGAAAUAUAGGUCAGGACUGAAAUUAGGUUUUUAUCACACCUGUCAAUGGAUGAAUUGGCGGUAAUUAUCUCUUACUUAUGUCUUUGAGUCACCAUGAACUGGUUUUCAACUAGAAGAUUUUGUUACUGAUAAAUUCAUUUUUGAUAGUUUUUGCAAACAAUGUUCCACAGUAAAAUACAGUAAAAGCAGUAAUACCCUGAAAUAUUACUACAAAUAAAAGAGCUCUUUUCUAUUUGAAUAUAUUUUAAAAUCAAAUUUAUUUGUGUGAUGCAAAGCUACAUUUUCAGUAUCAUUACUCCAGCGUCACAUGAUCCUUCAAAAAUCAUUCUAAUAUGCUGAUUUGCUGUUAAAAAAAGAUUUUAUUAUUAUCAAUGUUGAAAAUAGUUGUACUGCUUAUUAUUUUUUUGAAAGUCUAAUACAUUUUUCAUGAUUCUUUAAUUGAUCUUAAAUUUAAAAGAAGAUUUAUUUAUUUGAAAUAUUUUGUAACAUUAUAAAUCUGUUCUUAUAACAUUAUAAAUCUUCUUUUCUGUCACUUUUGAAUUUAAUAUUUAAUUUAAUUUAAAAUUGUAUUUAAUUUAAUUUACAUUUUUAUUUAACAUAAUAAUUUUAGAUAGUGUAUAUAUUGAAUUCUGGAGAUAAAACCAUUGAAAAAUCAUCAGAAAUUGUUCUUGGUGAAGUAAAAGUUGUGAGAAGGCAGUAGACUGUUUGUAUGAGAGGUGAGAGGACGGAUUGUGGAUUGUGUUUGUAUUUAUUUAAUUUUGCUUUCUUUUCCAAUUUUUCUUUGAACCAAUCUAUUCUGACUUUGGUUGGGGUGUGCUGUGGUGUUUAAUUUUGUGGUUGUAUUUUUAAAGGUGGUUUAUUGAGGCGUGUCAGUUAUAAAGUGAGAUUUAUGACGUAGCCUACAUGGGGAUUACCAAGAGGAUUGUCACGUGAACCCGUUCUGUCUAAAUAAAUGUCAUGUUUCAACAUGUUUCAGAAAACUACUUUCGCUAUUAUUCUUUCAUUGGCCACCCCUUGAAUCAUGGUUAAACUAAAACCAAAACCAAAACAAACUUUUUUUUUAUACGGAAACAUUAA